CAUGUGUAAAAUUUAAUUUGUAUUAGUUUUUGCGUUUUCUGAGGCGACCAUUAAAAAAAAGCAACAUUUAAAAAUACAACCGAGUGAGCAUCUUCGUUUUUCCGUCGUCUCUGACAGCAGCUUCAGGACGGAGGGAGGGAGGAGGGCGAGCUCGGAGCCUUCAGUUCUUCCUCCGUGACUGGGCGGACCGGGCGGACGGUGUUUAGGGAACCGAAGCUACCGGGGAGCCGGGAGGGGGGAAGCGGCGGGCGGACCACCAGGAGCACCGGGCGCUGCCGCUGCUGUGACCCCGCGCGGCUCGACAUGGAGCUGGAGAACAUCGUGGCCAACACGGUGCUGCUGAAAGCACGGGAAGGCGGCGGUGGKAACAGAAAAGGAAAGAGUAAGAAGUGGAAGCAGAUGCUUCGGUUUCCUCACAUCAGUUUGUGUGAGGAGCUGCGACAGACCACAGAUAAGGACUACAGCAGCCUGUGUGAACGGCAGCCCAUCGGUCGGUUACUCUUCAGGCAGUUCUGCGAGACCCGACCCGAGCUGAAACGCUGCGUGAAGUUCCUGGACGCCGUGGUGGAUUACGAAGUGACUCCUGAUGAGAAGAGGAAGGACUGCGGCCAGGAGCUCGUCAAUAAAUACCUCAACCCAACGUCGGAGGACUACGUGUCGGAGGUGGAGGAGGCCAUGAUGGCUCAGUGUGCAGAGAGGCUGCAGCACGAGGCCUGCAAGGAGCUCUUCAAGGACUGCACCAAAUUGAUCCACGACUACCUGAGCGUGGCGCCGUUCGCGGACUACCUCGACAGCAUGUUCUUCAACCGGUUCCUGCAGUGGAAGUGGCUGGAGAGGUGUGUGCGUGUCAGGUACGAGCCACGGGGAAGAUGUACGCCUGCAAGAAGCUGGAGAAGAAGCGGAUAAAGAAAAGGAAAGGAGAGGCCAUGGCUCUGAACGAGAAACAGAUCCUGGAGAAAGUCAACAGUCGAUUUGUUGUCAGUCUGGCGUACGCCUACGAGACGAAGGACACCCUGUGCCUCGUGCUGACCCUCAUGAACGGCGGCGACCUGAAGUUCCACAUCUACCACAUGGGCGAGGCGGGCUUCGAGGAGAAGAGGGCGGUUUUCUACGCCGCGGAGAUCUGCUGCGGCCUGGARGACCUGCACAGGGAACGCAUCGUCUACAGGGACCUGAAGCCGGAAAACAUCCUGCUGGACGACCACGGUCACAUCAGGAUAUCGGACCUGGGUUUGGCCGUUUACGUCCCGGAGGAAGAGACCAUAAAGGGCCGAGUGGGAACUGUGGGCUACAUGGCUCCGGAGGUGGUGACCAACGAGCGCUACACCUUCAGCCCCGACUGGUGGGCGCUGGGCUGCCUGCUGUACGAGAUGAUCGAGGGCCAGUCGCCAUUCCAGCAGAGGAAGAAGAAGAUCAAGAGGGAGGAAGUGGAGCGGCUGGUCCGGGAGGUGGAGGAGGAAUACUCCGACAAGUUCUCCGAGGACGCCAAGUCCAUCUGUAAAAUGCUGCUGGUCAAAAACCCCGCGGAGCGGCUGGGCUGCAUGGGGGGCGGAGCCACCGAGGUCAAAAGUCAUCACAUCUUCCGUUCCGUAAAUUUCAAACGCCUGGAGGCGGGCAUGCUGCAGCCGCCCUUCGUCCCCGAUCCUCAGGCCGUCUACUGUAAAGACGUUCUGGACAUCGAGCAGUUCUCCACCGUCAAAGGUGUGGAGCUGGACCCGAAAGACGAGUCUUUCUACAGUAAGGUGUCCACGGGCUGCGUCUCCAUUCCCUGGCAGAAUGAGAUGAUCGAGACGGAGUGUUUCAACGAGCUGAACGUGUUCUACGAGGACGGUGCUGUUUCUCCGGACCUGGACUGGAGGGGUCAGCCGUCCCCUCCGCCCAAACAGGGUCUGCUGCAGCGGCUCUUCGGCAGGCAGGACUGCUGUGGGAACUGCAGCGACAGCGACGAGGAACCCACCCGGCUGUGAAACCCUCGCAACCCGAACACGAGCCCCGCCCCCCCGUUUACAACUUUUGCACAUUUGUAUUUUUUUAGGUCGUACUCUCUUCUAAAUGUCAGAAUGUAUAUUUUCAGCAUCUAGCCAUAAUUGUUAUUUAAACGUGUGAAAUAUUCGCUUCAACCCGGGAACACAGAUUUGUUUUUGCUUUUAUUUUCUUAUUCAGGGAUGCUUUUAGUUUUCAUUCGUGUAGAAACUGAACUGCUGAGCGGCUCCGCGGGAACAAGUGCCUGUCUGCACACCUGCCUGCUGUAAAAGUGCCUUGCUUGUGAGCGCCGUGGCAAUGGGUACUGAAUAUUUCUGUCUUCAUGUUUCCUCAUGUCGUGCCGAGGAAACCAAUGAACUGUGACCACUUCAACCGCUGUGACCAACAAAGACUGUUUUUGAAGCUUCAACGUUUUGUUUCUCUGAUUUUAAUCUUAGAGUUGUAAAGUCUGCUUCUGCAGGUUGUUUAUAAUCAUGUUUUUGUUUUUUGAUGAAUUUCUUGAGACAAUCAGCUCUGUGUGUCGRAUGUGACUGAAAACGUUGGGUCAAAGCGUUGUAUUGACCCACACUGUGCCUUCUUCCUUCCAAACACAGUUUAUUCAGACAGAAACCUCAUUCCUAGUCCCCAUGAAUCACAGGAAAUCAGUAACUUUACGGCUGAUGUUGUCAAAGUUUGGGUUAUGAAAGACCAAGCUGGAGGUCUCAAAAUUCAUUUGAAAGGAUGUCUGACAGCAUAUUUAUGCUCUCAUUGUUACAGAAGAUUAAACAAAAAUCAAAAAUGUAUAAAAAUGGUUAAUUAUU
Austrofundulus limnaeus is the source of this 2783-nucleotide messenger RNA. It is a transcript of the gene grk6, whose product is annotated as G protein-coupled receptor kinase 6. Gene Ontology annotation, cellular component: cytoplasm. The record is from RefSeq and is a predicted model, not a curated record. Lineage: Eukaryota; Metazoa; Chordata; Actinopteri; Cyprinodontiformes; Rivulidae. Gene Ontology annotation, molecular function: G protein-coupled receptor kinase activity; ATP binding. Gene Ontology annotation, biological process: regulation of signal transduction; signal transduction; protein phosphorylation.